UCGGUCGCGUGCGCGCUCGGUACCAUGCCUUUCCUCGGGCAGGACUGGCGGUCUCCUGGCCAGAGCUGGGUGAAGACAGCCGACGGCUGGAAACGCUUCCUGGACGAGAAAAGCGGCAGUUUCGUGAGCGACCUCAGUAGUUACUGCAACAAGGAGAAUCUCUUCAACAGCCUGAACUACGACGUCGCAGCCAAGAAGAGAAAGAAAGACAUCCUGAACAGCAAAACCAAAACUCAGUAUUUCCAUCAAGAAAAAUGGAUCUAUGUUCACAAAGGAAGUACUAAGGAGCGCCAUGGAUACUGCACUUUGGGGGAAGCUUUCAACAGACUGGACUUCUCAACUGCCAUCCUGGAUUCCCGAAGAUUCAACUACGUCGUAAGGCUGUUGGAGCUGAUAGCUAAGUCACAGCUCACAUCCCUCAGUGGCAUCGCCCAAAAGAACUUCAUGAACAUUUUGGAAAAAGUUGUACUGAAAGUCCUCGAAGACCAGCAAAACAUAAGACUCAUAAGGGAACUUCUCCAGACCUUGUACACAUCCCUAUGCACACUGGUCCAGAGAGUCGGCAAGUCUGUGCUGGUGGGCAACAUCAACAUGUGGGUGUAUCGGAUGGAGACCAUUCUACAUUGGCAGCAGCAGCUGAACAGCAUCCAGAUCAGCAGGCCUGCCUUCAAAGGCCUCACCUUCACCGACCUGCCUGUGUGCUUGCAACUGAAUAUCAUGCAGAGGCUGAGUGAUGGGCGGGACUUGGUCAGCCUGGGCCAGGCAGCCCCUGACCUGCAUGUGCUCAGCGAGGACCGGCUACUGUGGAAGAGACUCUGCCAGUACCACUUCUCAGAGCGGCAGAUCCGCAAGCGAUUGAUCUUGUCUGACAAGGGACAGCUGGAUUGGAAGAAGAUGUAUUUUAAGCUUGUACGAUGUUACCCGAGGAGAGAGCAAUACGGGGACACCUUGCAGCUUUGCAAACACUGCCACAUUCUCUCCUGGAAGGGUACUGACCAUCCGUGCACAGCCAACAACCCCGAGAGUUGCUCCAUCUCACUUUCACCCCAGGACUUUAUCAAUUUGUUCAAGUUCUGAAUCCCAGCGCUUGACGACACUUCACAAGGCUCCUGCUGCCUGGAUGGCUAGGGGUUCAGACACUUCCUUUGUAAAUAGUGUACAUUUUAAGCAUUGGCUUGAAACUGCUGGGAGAAGUCGCUGA
This is a messenger RNA of Acomys russatus (golden spiny mouse), 1201 nucleotides long. It is a transcript of the gene Fbxo32, whose product is annotated as F-box protein 32. NCBI's taxonomy places the organism in Eukaryota, Metazoa, Chordata, Mammalia, Rodentia, Muridae. Gene Ontology annotation, biological process: protein ubiquitination. Gene Ontology annotation, molecular function: protein binding. Gene Ontology annotation, cellular component: SCF ubiquitin ligase complex; nucleus; cytoplasm. The record is from RefSeq and is a predicted model, not a curated record. The transcript has 9 exons. The coding region runs from base 25 to 1077 and encodes 350 amino acids.